AGCGUUUAGCGGGAGAAAGCGGCUCCUGUUGUGUUUACAUCGCUCUUAAUUCGUAGUCUUCGUAAAGUCGUUCCUGGUUUUAAUUCCGCGACUGUAAUUUCAGUGAAAGCACAGAACCAAGUAAUGAAUCCCCCCCCAAAACAACCCUAGCUAUUCACACAUUUUCACAACAUUUCACUGCCACGGAGUGGAACUAAUUCUUUGAUCGAGUAUAGAUACGUGUAUCGAUAUGUGAUUGAAUCAUAACCACAAUCACAGCACAGUGUACUGUUUGUAGUUGAAUUGUGUGUUGGUUCAUCGCAACUGUUCACACUGUGUGUUUACGGGGCUCUGCAUGUCAAUUGUGGAGGGAAACACUGUGGAGAAGUGAUGUGUGAUCCAAGUUACAGUGAGACUACAGUGAUUUAAUCUCACAGCACUCUUGUGUUCAUUAGUUGUUAAAAAUGAUUAAAACACGGCGUUAUUAACGUAAGUGUAGCAUAUAUCUGUGUCUGUGUGUGUGUGUGUGUGGCUAACGGCUGCUCACAGCGACACAUUAGCACGCGAAUUAUAAACCGACGAGUUAAUGUUGUUGAGCUGAAUGAAAACGUGGGAAACAGAGGGACGUUUGCAAAAAAAUCGUUUUCAACGCACCGAGUAACGGUGCUGUGUUUUGGAAAGAGAAUUGUUGUUGUUGUUGUUGUUUGCUAGUUGCUGUUAGCAUGCUGGCUAACAGCGCCAGACUGCAGAGGCUCAUUGUUUGAGGAGGAAGCUACGGCUAACGCUGGCGAGCUAGCAUGCAUUAAGUGUUUCAGUUUGUAAAGCUACGGGAGCUUUCGGGCUACGGUUGUUUUUCUUUAUUAUUAUCAUUAUUAUUAUUAUUAUUAUUGUUGUUGUAACCUAUGGGUUUGAACUGUAUGUAGUGUUUGUCUGCUAUGCUAAUUAAACCACUGUAGUUAGCAUGGAGCAGAAGGAGCUAACCUAACACACACAAGUUGCACCUGUUAUUACAGUAACAGAAGAUAAACGAUUCGUGUGUAGAUGCAAAUGGUACAUCUUUUGAUACUCUUCAGUUGACUGGAACACUUAAAGCACUUUAAGUGAGUGCAGUAUCUCCUGAUUUUAUACGUUUUACAUGUGUAAAAUUAUAUGUUUAUGAAUACCUGGAUUUUCCAAUUAUGUGCAAUAUCUAGCUGUUUUUUUCUUUAAUUCUUUACUGACUGGGGCACUUUUGAGGAUUAUAUAUAGUAUCCAGUACUUUAUUAUAUUUGAAUUGGCCAUAGCAUUUAAGGCAGUGGUUAUCAAACUUUUUAUACCACCUGAAAAUAUUGAGUAACACCAUCAUCGCCGGCGCAUUUAUAUAAAGUUGUGUAAAUAGGCCGAGCAAAAUCAGCUACGGACAAUUUAUUAUUACAUUUUUGUUCUUCAUUUCAUUUUCUACGCACUCGGCUCCACUCCGAUCACACGCUCCGGUAUAUACAGUAGAACAGGAUCCUCCAAGUACCACCAGAGGAAGCUUGCGUACCACCGCCGGCACAUGUACCACAGUUUGAGAACCAUGGCUUUAAGAUACUUUUUGGCGUUAUACCACUUAACUUGAGGUCUAAUUAAACCUAGUAUCUCUCAUGUGGAGGAUAAAGCGGUAGAAGAUGGUUGGGUAUGUAAUCUUGGGGAGCAUCUGUCCCAGCGGUGGCUGUUGGCACAAUGGGGCUGGACUUUGACGUGAAAACAUUCUGUCACAACCUGCGGGCCACCAAACCCCCGUAUGAGUGCCCGGUGGAAACUUGUCGUAAGGUUUACAAGAGCUACAGUGGCAUUGAAUAUCACCUUUAUCACUAUGACCAUGACAACCCAACCCCUGCACAGACUGUACCACAGAAGAAGAGGAAGGGACGGCCUCCCCGUGCAUCUCUGGCAGGGUCAGGAGAUACUGAUGAUGGAGGCAACGGAGGCGGAGGAGGGCUGGGGCAUGGAGGGAACACCCCGGGUAGCCCCAACCAUUCGGAUCGCUCUAACUCCCCGGGCAGAGAGACAAUGACCUAUGCCCAGGCACAGCGCAUGGUCGAACUGGACUUUCAAGGACGUAUUCACCGCAUAAGCAUUUUUGAAAACAUUGACGUGGUAUCAGAGGAGGACAGUGAUGCAGAGAGUGCUCCACCAUCUGGUACAGGUGGAAAUGGUGGAGGAGUUUGUAACGGUAGUGACGGGGGAAACGGAGGUAGCGAGGUAGGAGGGAGUGGCAAGGACCGGUCAGAUAUCCUGUCUUCUAACGGGGGCAAAGCCACCCCAAAGUCCGGGAAACAUAAGAGUAAAGAAAAGAAGAGGGAUGGCUCAUCCCAUCAUCACAGCGCUCAGUCUGGACCUGCAGUCAAGCUGCCCGAAGCAGUGUUCAGAGAGCUGGACCAAGACAGACCUGAUGCCCCUCCCCGGCCGUCAUCUUACUACAGGUAUUGCAUUGAGUACAUUGAUAAGUCUGUGGAGGAGCUGGAUGAGGAGGUGGAGUAUGACAUGGAUGAGGAAGACUGCAUCUGGCUUGAAAUCAUGAACGACAAGCGGCGGUGUGACGGCGUAACACCCAUCCCUCAGGAGGUCUUUGAGUACCUCAUGGAUCGCUUAGAGAAGGAGUCCUACUUUGAGAGCCACAACAAGGCCGACCCUAGCACCUUAAUCGAUGAAGACGCCGUCUGCUGCAUCUGCAAUGACGGGGAGUGUCAGAACAGCAACGUGAUCCUGUUCUGCGACAUGUGUAACCUCGCGGUCCACCAGGAGUGCUAUGGCGUGCCCUACAUCCCGGAGGGCCAGUGGCUGUGUCGCCGCUGCCUGCAGUCUCCGAGUCGAGCUGUGGACUGUGCGCUGUGUCCCAACAAGGGAGGAGCUUUCAAGCAGACGGACGAUGCGCGAUGGGCACAUGUAGUGUGUGCGCUGUGGAUCCCAGAGGUCUGUUUUGCCAACACGGUCUUUCUGGAGCCGAUUGACAGCAUCGAGCACAUCCCGCCUGCACGCUGGAAACUCACCUGCUACAUCUGCAAGCAGCGAGGUUCAGGCGCCUGCAUCCAGUGUCAUAAAGCCAACUGUUACACAGCUUUCCACGUCACCUGUGCCCAGCAGGCGGGGCUCUACAUGAAAAUGGAGCCCGUCAGGGAGACAGGGGCCAAUGGCACCUCUUUCAGUGUCCGCAAGACGGCCUACUGUGACAUCCACACACCACCGGGCUCAGCCCGACCUCUGGCAGGAGUAGGCGGGGCUAGCAUGGGCUCCUCUCACAGUGACGGAGAGCUGGAGGAGGACGACGAGCCCAGCAUCUGUCAUGAUGAAGACUCCAAGGGCUGGAGCUCGGAGCGAGCCAAGAGGGCAAAGGCAAAGUCGAGGCUUAAGAUGAAGAGAGCGAGGAAGAUCUUAGCUGAGAGGAGAGCUGCCGCUCCAGUGGUGUCUGUGCCCUGCAUACCUCCCCACAGACUCAGCAAAAUCACCAGUAACUUAACGGUACCCAGGAAGAGCCAGUUCAUGCAACGACUUCACAGCUAUUGGACCCUGAAGAGGCAAAGUCGCAACGGUGUACCUCUGCUGCGCCGACUCCAAACCCACCUGCAGUCACAACGGCACAUUGAACCCGUCCCACCACAACCUCCAUCGCAGCUUCCCAUAGUGUUGCAGAGAGACAGUGAGGAGAAACAGGCGGCCUUGAAGGAGCAGCUCAAGGCCUGGCAGAGACUGAGGCACGACCUUGAGAGAGCCAGACUACUGGUGGAGCUCAUCCGCAAGAGGGAAAAACUCAAGAGGGAGACGAUUAAAGUGCAGCAGAUGGCUCUGGAGAUGCAGCUCACUCCGCUCCUGGUGCUGUUGAGGAGUACGCUGGAACAGUUACAAGAAAGAGACACUAACAACUUUUUCACUGAGCCUGUACCACUGGCAGAGGUGCCAGACUACCUGGACCACAUUGACACUCCUAUGGACUUCCAGACCAUGUGGAACCUGCUGGAGUCCCAUCGCUACCUCACCUUCGAGGCCUUUGAGGCCGACUUUGGCCUCAUUGUCAACAACUGCCUCAAGUACAACGCCAAGGACACUGUCUUUUAUCGAGCUGCCCUGCGGCUCAGAGAGAUGGGUGGGUCCGUCAUAAGAACAGCCAGGCGGCAAGCUGAACGAAUAGGCUUCGACUACGAGACCGGCAUGCACCUCCACCGAGAGCCGAGUCCAGACACUCAGCGCGACCAAGACAGAGACAGAGACCGAGAACGAGACCGAGAGAGGGAGCGCGAGCGGGAAAGGGAGCGAGAGAGGGAGAGAGAGCAAGAAAGGGAAAGAGACAGGGAACGAGACAGAGAAAGAGAAAGAGAACGACCGUUGUCUUCUAAUGAAGAAGACCUGCUCCUGCCAGAAAACCGCCGACGGCUGCCGGAGGAGCAGCUGCAUUACCUGCAGGUGCGUCUCGACGAGGUCAACUCGGGGAAGCACAGCAUCGGUCAGUCCCGGAGAGCCAAAGCUCUGCGCAAAGAGAUCAGUGUCAUCAAGAGAAAGCUCGCGCACCAACGGGAGGGAGGUUCCGGCAUGGUGGGCCGGGAGUCUGUGGGAGGAGGAGACCGGGGGUCGUCGCUCCCCCAUCACCCCUCGUCUUCGGGACACCAUGACGAGGGGGGAGAAAGCAGCAGCCAGGAGAUUAGUGGAAAAGAUCUGAGCGUCUCCUCGUCUGCCCUGGCUCCAGAGGUGGGCCGUCGCACAUCGGUCCUCUUCUCAAAGAAGAACCAAAAAAUGGCAGGACCCCCCAAAAGACCGGGGCGCCCUCCCAAGAACCGGGAUGCCGGCUACGGUGGGGCAGGCGUGAGCCAAAGCCCCAUUGGCCCCCCACAGCUGCCCCUGCAGUCUCACAGUAGGCAGCGGAAGAGGCCUCGCAGCCCGCGCAGCACCUCCAGCUCCGACAGUGACAGUGACAACGAUGACCUGCUGCCAGGUCUGCCAACAAACGGAUUUGACGGUGGAAACCAGCCGGUGACAGAGAGCUUCCUCGUUUACAGAAACGAGCCUCGUCUUCCUCGUUCCAGCUCAGACUCUGAGUCCACAACCAGCAGCAGCAGCAGCGCGGCAUCCGACAGGACCAGUACAACUCCCUCCAAACAAGGCAGAGGGAAGGCGUCGUUCUCUCGCUCUGCUUUCCAGGAAGACAGCAGCGAAGAAACAUCAGGCACAGAAAAUGAUUCCUACUCCGUCGGAGGAUCGCGAAGCGUUUCACACAUGCGUGGCCGGUCCAGGUCAGGAUGCUGGAUGACCUCUGAUGACUACACCUCUCUGGAGGCUCUGGACCUGGUGUGGGCCAAGUGCAGAGGUUAUCCUUCAUAUCCUGCUCUGAUAAUUGAUCCGAAGAUGCCCAGAGAGGGCGUGUUCCACCGGGGCGUUCCAAUCCCUGUCCCUCCUCUGGACGUGCUGAAGCUUGGGGAGCAAAUGACGCAGGAGGCCCGAGAACACCUCUUCCUGGUUCUCUUCUUUGACAACAAGAGAACAUGGCAGUGGUUGCCGCGCUCUAAGCUGGUGCCGCUCGGAGUGGACCAGGAGCUGGAUAAGGAGAAAAUGCUGGAAGGCAGGAAAUCCAACAUCCGCAAGUCGGUGCAGGUGGCGUAUCACCGCGCCAUGCAGCACCGCAGCAAGGCGCUGUGCGGCGGCGGUGGGUCCAGAAGUCAGACUUUGGGACCCUGCCUGUAAGUUUUCUCUACACAGAGCCCAGUCGUGAACAGUCAACAGUGCCAGCAGCACCGAGUGGAGAAAAGACGUCCACUCCUUCAGCCCCAAGACUCGCACACUCCUCCUGCACACUAAGCCCUAUUUAAUCAGACGUGUAAAAUAUUGUAAGUAAGAGAAUUGAAGAGAGAGAAAAAAAGAAUAAUGAUAUUUGAUUGAUGGAAAAAGUAUGCUAUGUUCAGAAUCAUGAAUCAGAAUAUUCCUUUAUAUGUGGUGAAUAUGUAUGUUUGAUAAGUUUACAGAUCUAAAAAAAGAAAGAAAACACACACAAGAGGACAUAGUAUUACGCUAAGAUGUGCACACAACUCGGCCUCUCACGGAAUUUAUUACCGUAGACUGUAGAUACAGAAAUGGACGUAGUCUUCCAGUCGCAAAACAGAAGUCCCGCUUUGAACCCUCCACAUUCACAACUUGAUCCAUCUUGGAGGAUCGUGGCGGGCGCUGGUGCCAAUCCCAGCCGACGUAGGGUGCGAGGCGUGGGGACACCCUGGACAGGUCGCCAGUCCAUCACAGGGACACACAGAGACAAAGAGCCAUUCACUCUCACACUCACACCUACGGUCAAUUUAGAGUGUCCAAUUUGCCUAAUUCCUCAUAGGAAAUUCAGAGGUCAUCUGCAACCGGGCACAUGUUGGACAAUAUUAGCUGGCAAUCACACUGGUGUCCACUCACAUGUGCCGAACUUUAGCGUCUAGUUUGUCGACAUCAUGUUCUAUUGAAGGAGAGCUGAGACGUAGAAGUUAAUUUCUUUAUAUGCUUGCCUUCAAACGGAGUUCUUGUUUGUGGAUAACUUCCAUCAUAUUCUCUGGGCUUUUCUAAACUGGAAGACUAUGUCCUCGUUUAUGUGCAGUCUGUGUCACAUACACAUAAAGCAUUCCCAUGUGAGAGCAGGGAAAUGCAGAAAAAGUAAACACAACAGGCCUGGUGCUGGUGUCGUUAUUUAGCGGAGCACAAAAAAAAGAGACUAUUGAGGCCCAAACUGAGGGCAAACCAACGUUAAUGUUAUUUAUUCUGCUUCCUCCUCCUUUUUUUAUUUUUAUUUUUUCCUCAAACAAGGUCCACACGUUUGUUUCAACACAGCCGACUUCUAAUCACUCCGACCACACGAGGCGCUGUCACGUGGCUGCCACGUGUCCUCUGUUUUUACAGUUUUCCUAAUAAUGUAGGUCUGUGUCGCACAGGCCUCCGGUCAGAGAAUAAUAAUGAGGACUAAAAAAAAAACAAACAAAAAAAACUGAAACACUUGAUGGCCUCACUGUCUGUCUUAGUCUCAGGCUGGUGGCUGUAGAACUUUUAUAUAAACAGAUUACAUGAAGAUAGAAGUUUAAUAAAAAGAAUUGAGUUUUUUGUAAAAAACAGAACAA
This is a messenger RNA of Solea solea (common sole), 7073 nucleotides long. RefSeq names its product bromodomain and PHD finger containing, 1 (gene brpf1). The transcript is spliced from 17 exons. Gene Ontology annotation, cellular component: MOZ/MORF histone acetyltransferase complex. NCBI's taxonomy places the organism in Eukaryota, Metazoa, Chordata, Actinopteri, Pleuronectiformes, Soleidae. Bases 1684 to 5673 code for a protein of 1329 amino acids. Gene Ontology annotation, molecular function: protein binding. The record is from RefSeq and is a predicted model, not a curated record. Gene Ontology annotation, biological process: regulation of transcription by RNA polymerase II.